Molecule: messenger RNA, 852 nt
Organism: Colletotrichum phormii
Lineage: Eukaryota; Fungi; Ascomycota; Sordariomycetes; Glomerellales; Glomerellaceae
Exons: 2
Coding region: 163-600 (145 amino acids)
Source: RefSeq, a predicted model, not a curated record
UUAUGAUGAAAAUACUCAAAAACAUCAGACAAACCCCUCCUCAACUGUCUCGUUCCCUUCCCACUCCCACCACCCUUACUUCAAGCAACCUCCAAGAAUCGCAGCCACUCAAUACAGCCUAAUAAACUAAACUUAAUACGAUCAUCUACAAAUUCUCUCGAAAUGCAGUUCCGCGCUUCCCUUGCUGCCGCCGCCGGCCUCUUCGCCAUGGCCAACGCCCGAAUCUACGGCAUCGCCUUCCCCGAGACCGUAAAGGCUGGCGACGAGGUUCAGGCCGUCAUCGAGACCGAGAACUACAUCCAGACGGUCGCGGACAUCGCCAUUGCAUUCGGCAUUGCUCCCGAAGCCUCUGCCUACCCCGGAACCCUCGGCCAGAAUGUCCUGGGCUCGUUUUACCUCGGACCUGAAAAGUCCAACAUCCUCGAUAACAUCACCGAGACGGUUACGAUUCCUGCUGGUCUCGCAGCUGGCAAGUAUGUUGUCUCUGCAGGCCUGUACAGCUUGUACGGCGCCUCUUCGUCCUCGACCCUGUCCAACUACAACGUCACCAUCAUCGUUGAUGACGCGACUAGCGAGACCUACGUUGGCAGCCAACAGUAGACGCGAUUCAUAACGGCCACGAAAUCAUCUUGUUUCAUAUAAAUGGCGUUGAAUUUUGAUUUGCAUUUUUCAGGCCUGCCGCCUUGUUCUCCAAGGUCGAGCAUGUCUGAUGUGAGCUGGGCUAUGUAUUAGUAGAAGUAUGACGUUUACACGGGCAAUCAAAGGCCAUGGCCUUAAUGGCCAGGGUUAUCAAUACACUUGAUACAACGUACAUGUACUCUAUGGGUGCUGAAAACCACGUCUUCAAUCUUC